CGGACUUGAAUCCGUUUCAUGGGUAUACAAUAAAAACCCUAAUUUCACUCGCUCACUCACAGAACCCCUGUUCCGUGUGAUCCUCGUGUCGACAGAGAACACCACAUGGAUCUCACGGCGGAGCAAGAUCAAGAACACGAAGUUUAUGGCGGAGAGAUUCCCGACGAAGCUGAGAUGGACGCCGAUUUCGAGGUUCCGAGAGACGAAACGGAAGACAUUGAACACAAUAACUCGAAGGAUUUAGAGGAUAUGAAGAAGAGAUUGAAGGAGAUUGAAGAGGAGGCAGGUGCGCUUCGUGAAAUGCAGGCGAAAGUUGAGAAGGAAAUGGGCUCAGUUCAAGAAGAUCCAGGUGCUUCUGCUACACAGGCUGAGAAGGAAGAGGCUGAUGCUCGUUCGAUAUAUGUUGGCAAUGUAGACUAUGCAUGUACACCUGAAGAGGUUCAGCAGCAUUUUCAGUCAUGCGGAACCGUAAACAGGGUGACAAUAUUAACAGACAAAUUUGGUCAACCGAAAGGUUUCGCAUACGUGGAAUUCGUGGAACCUGAAUCUGUUCAGAAUUCUUUGCUUCUGAACGAAUCAGAAUUGCAUGGGCGCCAACUCAAGGUUGCCGCCAAACGGACCAAUGUUCCAGGCAUGAAGCAAUUCAGAGGAAGGCGUCCAAACCCAUACCUUGGUUCUUAUCCACGAAGGCCUUACAUGCCUGGCCCAUCAUACUAUUCUCCAUAUGGCUACGGAAGGUUUCCUAGGGCCAGGAGGCCAGUGUGGUACAUGCCAUACUGAAGACAACAACCAAGGCUGGAACCGUUGAUCUAAGUUAGACGAUUUUGUUUUGUUGCGUACCCUUUUGUUUGCGUGACCUAACAUCCCCGGUACUGAUUAAUAUUUUCAUACCCCGUACCGAGUUCCAAUGGAUUAAAAGACUUAUGUAGCCUUUAGUUAUGGGGUGUUUUGUUAUAGUUGGAAAAAUUGUGAGCGAUUUUUGCCCAACUGAUGAUUAGUUUCAUGUGUGUUGCACAAAGGAAUCUUGUUUUACAAUUUCUUUUAUAACAUAUAGGGGCGUUCAAGGUUCC
Messenger RNA from Helianthus annuus (common sunflower), 1070 nucleotides. RefSeq names its product polyadenylate-binding protein 2-like. Lineage: Eukaryota; Viridiplantae; Streptophyta; Magnoliopsida; Asterales; Asteraceae. The coding region runs from base 106 to 780 and encodes 224 amino acids. Gene Ontology annotation, molecular function: RNA binding. The record is from RefSeq and is a predicted model, not a curated record. The transcript has 6 exons.